Molecule: messenger RNA, 2370 nt
Organism: Molossus molossus (Pallas's mastiff bat)
Lineage: Eukaryota; Metazoa; Chordata; Mammalia; Chiroptera; Molossidae
Gene: ABT1
Product: activator of basal transcription 1
Exons: 3
Coding region: 185-1012 (275 amino acids)
Biological process (GO): endonucleolytic cleavage to generate mature 5'-end of SSU-rRNA from (SSU-rRNA, 5.8S rRNA, LSU-rRNA); endonucleolytic cleavage in 5'-ETS of tricistronic rRNA transcript (SSU-rRNA, 5.8S rRNA, LSU-rRNA); small-subunit processome assembly
Cellular component (GO): nucleolus
Molecular function (GO): RNA binding
Source: RefSeq, a predicted model, not a curated record
CUGAUUUGCUCUGUCGGUUUCAAUCUCUCGCUGACUGGGGUCGCACUUCCGCCCCCUGCUUUAGGCCUGAAAUUUUCAUUGGUCGGCACCCACGUAGGCCCCGCCUCUCGCCCCAGGCGUCGCACGCAGCGCGCGUCACAGGGCGCGGCGUUUUUCGGCUGUCGUGCUUCACGUUUCGUCAAACAUGGAGGCAGAGGAAUUGGAAAAGGAAGCCUCAGAGCAGGAACCUCUGGAAGGGAGAGACCGGGAACUAGAGGCGGAGGAGGAACAGGAGGACUCUGAAGAGGCGGCUGGCGGUGCCAAGAAGCGAGUGGUGCCAGGCAUUGUGUACCUGGGCCACAUCCCGCCUCGCUUUCGGCCUCUGCACCUACGGAACCUUCUCAGCGCCUACGGUGAGGUGGGGCGCGUCUUCUUCCAGCCGGAAGAUGGAUUUGUGCGGCGCAAGAAGAAGGCAGCAGCAGCCUCGGCCACCGGAGGGAAAAAGCAGUCCAAGUAUAGCAAGGACUACACGGAGGGCUGGGUAGAGUUCCGGGACAAGCGAGUAGCCAAGCGUGUGGCUGCUAGUCUGCACAACACGCCCAUGGGUUCCCGCAGGCGCAGCCCCUUCCGUUACGACUUAUGGAACCUCAAGUAUCUGCAUCGUUUCACCUGGUCCCACCUCAGCGAGCAUCUUGCUUUUGAGCGCCAGGUGCGCAGGCAGCGCUUGAGAGCUGAGGUUGCCCAGGCCAAGCGUGAGACUGACUUCUAUCUUCGAAGUGUGGAGCGGGGGAAGCACUUCCUUGCUGCUGAUGGGGACUCUUCCCGCCCAAAUGGCUCUUGGGCCUUUGCCCAGCGUCCUACUGAACAAGAACUGAGGGCCCGGAAGGCAGCUCAUCCAGGGGGUCGUGUACGGGCUCGCCUGGCCCAUGCUCAAGACCAGGCCCGCUCCAACCGAGGACUCCUUGCCAGGAUCUUUGGAGGCCCACCACCCUCAGAGAGCAUGAGGGACCCCAAGAUGUUCAGGGAUUCAUAAGGGGCAGGGAGUCCCCUCCACCUCCUAGCUCAGGCCAGAGUUCUGUCUACCUGAUAAUGACUAUUCAGGCAGUUUGUUUCUCAGACCAGGAGUCUCUGGUGAGUGUCUAGAGGUGGAUCUCUCUCCCCUGCCCAACUCCUGCAAAUGUCUGGCUAAGCGCCUAACUCAUGUUGGUAGUAGAUGCCUGUUCUGUCUUAUCUGAUUCUUGGCUGCCUACCUCCAGCCCUCUGGGGCCUUCUAAAAAUCCCACUUCCUGGGCCCAGGAAGAGCCUUAUAUUGAGCUAGAAUGAUAAUGGCUAUUCCAGGCAGGUGUUUACCAAUCACAGGUAUGAGCAGCAGCCAUAUCCUUUUCAUUUAGAAAAGAUUAACAGGGAUGGGGUUAAAGGGGUGGGACUAGCUUGGGAACCACCUUCCAAGUGUAUAGAAAAAAUAUAUAUAUAUAAAAAAUAUAAAUACAUUACAACUUUGUAGUUUUGCUUGGCAGGGUGUUGGAUAAGUUACAACUUCUGUCUCCUGUGUCCCAUUUCCUCAUCUUCACUCCAUCUGGUCUGGUCUCAGAACCCAUUUAACCUGCACCUUUUCUAUUUUUUUAGCCCAUUUAUCAACUAUUUGUUUAAUUCAUUAUUUACUAAGUCACUAUAUGAGGAUGUGAGUAACAGUACAUAACAACACAUGGUCCCUGGCAUUAAGGAUCUCAUAGACCACUAGGACAAGGGAGAUAUGUAAGGAAUAAAUGCACAGAGGUGCUUCAGGCAUCACGAUGUAUGUGUGGUAUGUAAGGGGUAGAGGGGCCGCGGGAGGGCAUGGUGACACUGUCUGGAAGGCUCUUAACCUCUGGAGCUGAUUCCUGAUCACAGUCUGAAGAGAUGGGGUCAUUUUUAACUUUUCCAGAUUGUUCCUGAAAGGUGAACAGAAGUCUAGAAGAGCCCAGUGAACUACAGUGGCAAACAAAGCUCCCAGGGUGAAGUGUUGGGUUGAAACUAUUGCAAAGGUCGGCAAAACCUAGGAGGUAGUGGGCACAGUGAUUCCCCUCAGGUGCACCUCUGUGUUGGGGCUAAGACGGACAGCAUGCAGAGCAGCCCCAGAGGCGAUCAGUGUAAACCAAGGACUGGAAACCGUACUGAGAAGUCUGCACACAGCCUCAGAGAUUGACAAUCAGAACCCAGGUAUCAAAGCUGGAUAAAUAAAGAGGUGGAAGAUGAAGUUUAACUAAAUGUAAUAUUCUACACGAUAAAAACCCUUAGUAAUACAAUGAUAAAAAUGUUUCUUCUACCAAAUAAGGGGCAUCCAGGAAGAUCUUAAUACAAAUCUCAAUUUUAAUUAUGAAACAUUUAAAAUAUUCUAAUUAAAAUCAGUAU